Helobdella robusta is the source of this 717-nucleotide messenger RNA. RefSeq lists its product as hypothetical. NCBI's taxonomy places the organism in Eukaryota, Metazoa, Annelida, Clitellata, Rhynchobdellida, Glossiphoniidae. Gene Ontology annotation, molecular function: protein binding. The coding region runs from base 1 to 717 and encodes 238 amino acids. The transcript has 7 exons. The record is from RefSeq and is a predicted model, not a curated record.
AUGGCCGAUACAACUAGAACAAGAAGCGAGUUCUUCAACUCCGCUGUACAACUACCCAUGUUGACACCUUCAUUAACAGGAUCGAAUGCCGGAGAUGGAUUGAAAGUUGGAAAUACAACGACAGAUCAGUGCGUAAACACACUGACACUUGAGAAAUUGACACUGCUGCCAAAGGAGUGGGAAAUGAUGUUUUCUGAAAGAGAUAACAAAUAUUAUUUCACGAAUGUCCAUUUAAAAUAUUCAACCCUGGAAGACCCGAGAUUGAAACUUGCCAAACAGCUUUUUGAUACUAAUUUGAAGCUGACGGAACCAGAGGAGCAGGCAGACUGCUUACUGGCAACGUUGUUUCCGAAUGUCAGCCGAGAACUGAUCAGAUGCAUGUUCAUCGCUUGUUACUUCAACUCAAAAGAAACUGCUACGUGGUUGUUGAAGAUGGGUUACAAGGGACUUGUACAACAUACUGAAAAGAGUUUGACUAGUGACAAAGUAGCAUGUGAGGCGAGUGUGUUGAACAGUGCAAAGUGCAGUCCAGAAUUUGUAAGUUCGCAAAAAUUUUCACUCUCUUGCAAGAACAGUCUUCUAAUCCAAAUGUCUCCGACCAAAACAUUCACCUACUCCUCCUCAAGCCCACUUAGAACUUACGGGAUUCAGAAAUUAUUUCAAUCCGUACCUUCUUCGAUUCAGGACUGUCAACCACAAUCGUCAAGUUUCAAGUGA